AUAUCACCAUAAUACGUUUCUUUACAGGAAUAGACUUCUUAUUGUAUAUCUUUGUUCUUUAUCCUGAAGCCGUGAAGCGCCUCUAUGUUCUCAAGAAUCGGUCUGUACGGAUUUUGCGAAGCCCGAACACCACCAGCUGGAGCUUGCACCCUUUGCUAAGCUUCUACUGCGAUCCGCGAAGAUGCCUCCCCCCGUGCGCGCUGAGGUUGCGCUGGUGUCACUCCAGAAUUGCCUGGUCAACCUACCCCCGGGACUGAUUGCGCUGAUCAGCAACACCAAUAUACCAGCCCAAAAUGUUGUAGUCGAACUACAAUACCGGUCCCAGACUCUAUCUUCUGGGGCCGUCUCCAGUGGAAAUAGUGCUGGGUUUCAGCGAUCUGCCUAUGUUGGCUGGACUGGGAUGCCUAGCCGGACAAGACCGGCGUCACUAUUGAAUAACGACCGAGCCCGACCGGGAAGCAGAGAACAGGAUGCUCAAACUGUCGAAAUAGAUGCGACAUUUGCGAAAUUGCUUGGGCUCUCGGAGGGCCAGAAGAUUGGCAUUUUGGUCCAUCUUGACCCGCCUGUCGCCCACAGCAUCAAUAUCGAGCCGCUGACACCUGCGGAUUGGGAAGUCAUUGAGCUGCAUGCCACUUUCCUUGAGUUAAACCUUUUGUCUCAGAUCCGUGCACUUCCGAAUCCCGCGUACAGCAGCAAGACUACCGUUCAGGCAGAACAUACCCACCCCUUAACUCUGCAUCUGUCACCGACGUCGACCGCGAAUAUUGUCGUCACGUCUUUGGUACCACCUGUCCCGAAUACCAUCCCUUUCGCAAAGAUAGCUCCCGAUGCCGAAGUCAUUGUUGCACCCAAAACUCGGCCUAAAUCUAGUAGGAGCGAUAGGCGGGAUGCAAGGAGCACGGCAAGCAGGCGAAGCGGCAAAAGUGGUGUCAGCAAUGUCCGAAACAAGACAGGUCUAGCAAGGCCUGCGCUGUUCAUGCGAGCAAUCGAUCGAACAAUAGCAGGCAGCUUUUUCGACGAGGAUCGGAACGUAUCCCAAAACAAUAAGCUGUGUAUAUGGCUCAGCAACGAGGUGAUUGAGUCUGAGGGUCUAAGGGCGGCAACGUGGGCAAACGUCACUAUCAUUAAACCGGCUGGUAUGCGGGCUCAACUGGAUAGUAAUCAAGUCAACCGACUUAAGGAAGAAGAGAACAGCGAAGUUGGAAGACCGGCUUCUAAAGUGGUCGCCCAAAUCCUUCCCUGGCACACACCAAUCGACAGCAAUCACGCAGUUCUAUCGACCUCGCUUUGCAGCAUGCUUGGUGUAGAAGGGAUGGUUGGGAUCAUUGUUCGAAUUCAAGCCACUGGGCCACCAUUGCCCCGAUACUCUAUCAAACGGUUCCAGUUCUAUCCGUUUCUGCCCGCAAACUCGAAAAAGAAAGACGGCCUGCAAUUUGGCGGAGAUUCGAAAGCAGCAAAACAAGCACUGGCUGACAAAAUCCGACUGACAUACGCCGGGGAGGAUGGACUGCUGGCUGGGCCCAUCACUGACGGAAUGAUUCUUCCAGCCUCUGGAGACUCGUCUUCUGUGGCAUCAUUUGAUGGUGGAAUUCUGAGAUUCCGUCGUCCGGCCGAGGUCGAAGAAGACCAUGACAGUUCUUGUCUAUGGGUACUAGGACAAGAACAGGACCAUGAAUUCGAGAUCAAGGCUGAAGUAGCCCGGCCUGUGGAGCUGACGACCAUAUUCCCCAGCUUCGCCCACGGAAUACCGAGCAAGCUUCCCAACUUGAUUGGCGUCGAUGGGAUCUUGAAGCAAUGCUUAUCAAAUCUGACCCUGUGCUCAUCCGUGCUGUUGACCGGCGGCGUGGGGUCGGGCAAGACUUCGCUCGCUCAUUGCAUAUCACAAAGGCUGCGGGAGGAUUAUGUCUUCAACGUGACAUAUUUUGAUUGCCAGAAACUGGUCACGGACGAAACCCGAGUCUCUACAGUGAAGGAGACUCUCACGAGGUUGUUCAUGUCAGCAUCUUGGUGUGCAAGACUAGGCGGACAAUCAGUCGUCGUCUUGGACGAUCUGGACAAGAUUUGUCCCGCUGAGACUGAGCUAGAGGUCGGUAACGACAACGGUCGCAGCCGCCAGAUCACCGAGGUCCUUUGUGCCGUUGUACGCCAAUACUGCAGCAUCCAUUCUGGAGUCACUCUUCUGGCCACGGCACAGUCGAAGGACUCGCUCAACAGUAUUAUGAUUGGAGGACAUAUAGUAGGCGAUAUAAUCUCCAUAAAGGCUCCGACAAAGGAAAUCCGCCGAGACAUCCUGGUGUCUCUCACCAAUGAUGGGUCGCAAGUCGACAACCGUGGCCACAACCGAAAUCAAAGCGAUACCCAAAGCAUGUCCGAGACCUCGUGGAUGGAUCCAUCAAACCCGUCAUCAAGACCAACAUCUUCCGCUUCAUCACCACCGGUGGAGGGCUUCCGCGUUGCGCCCAGCCUCGACCUACUCGAUAUCGCCGGAAAAACCGACGGUUACAUGCCUGCCGACCUCGUACUCCUCCUGGCCCGUGCCCGAAACGAAACCCUGACGCGCAUGAUAUCAGAAAACGACGACUCAGACGCACCACCCACUCUGACAAAGGUUGACUUCGACGCUGCGUUGAAGAACUUCACGCCUUCUUCCCUCCGCAACGUGACAUUGACUCACUCGACUACUACAUUCUCCUCCAUCGGCGGCCUACACGGCACCCGCAAUACUCUCCUCGAGACCCUCCUCUACCCGACGAAAUACGCGCCCAUCUUCGCCCGCUCUCCACUCCGCCUCCGCUCGGGACUGUUGCUCUACGGAUACCCGGGCUGCGGCAAGACACUCCUCGCCUCUGCCGUAGCCGGUGAGUGCAACCUCAAUUUCAUCUCCGUGAAAGGCCCGGAAAUCUUAAACAAGUACAUCGGUGCUUCUGAAAAAUCGGUUCGAGAUUUGUUCGAGCGCGCCCAAGCUGCGAAGCCAUGCGUCUUGUUCUUCGACGAAUUUGACAGCAUUGCACCCAAGCGUGGACAUGAUUCCACUGGCGUGACAGACCGAGUGGUAAAUCAGAUGCUUACGCAGAUGGAUGGCGCCGAGGGGCUGGAAGGUGUGUACGUACUGGCGGCGACCAGUAGGCCGGACCUGAUUGACCCGGCCCUACUCAGACCCGGACGGCUGGAUAAGAGUCUAUUGUGCGAUAUGCCGGAUAUGAACGAUCGGAUGGAUAUCUUGAAGGCAGUCAGCACGAAACUGCGACUGAAGCCCGAGGUUGAGAAUCGGUUACUCAGCGUUGCGCAGCGCACCGAAGGCUUCAGCGGCGCAGACCUCCAGGCGCUCAUGUACAACGCGCAUCUAGAGGCGAUCCACGACUUGUUAGGCGACAAGCCCUCCGACCAGCAAAAGGGUCGGGAAUUGGUCAACGGAACCAACAGCAGCAACGGUGGCAGCGGCGCUGGUGGAGGCGGGAAACGCCGCAAACGCCACAGCACCGCAGGCAAGCAUGACUUCUUCCACUUUCUGUAUUCGCCUGAAGAGGACGCGCUGGCAAGGAAGUCACUCGGCACGGGCGCCUCGGCGAUGGAGUCCAAAGCCGCCAUUGCCUCGAAGAUCGACGAGCUGAAACUAGCGCGCAAGCGCGAAAAGGCGGCCCUGAAGAACAGCCUUGCACGGCGCACAUCGUCCUCCACUUCCGUACCUCCCAACGACGGCGUGCCCGACGGAGACGCAGACGACGCGGAGGCCAGCGGCGCCGGCAAGGACGAGGUGGUGAUCGAGUGGCGACACAUGGAGAAGUCGCUCGCGACGACGCGCAGCUCCAUCAGCCCCGAGGAGAAGCGCCGCUUGGCAGCCAUCUACCAGGAGUUCGUGGUCGGGAGGAACGGCGAGAUGCCCUCGGGCCAAGGCGGGAGGGAGGUCGGCGGCAGGACGAGUUUGAUGUAAAUCAGCAACCCGAGUCAAGAUGGGGAUUCGUGUCCAGAAGAGCUACCAAUCCACUAUACCAUACUAUACUGUACGAACCCGUGCCGUACAUCGUCUGAUAUAGUGUCAAGAGACAAAAUUUCCAGACAGUCGGACGAGUUGUGAUAUAUCCGCAACUCUCCCAUUGGAAAUUGAGAACCGCUUUAGGUUUCACGCAAGGUGAGAUGUGUUAAUAUUCUUCCUCUCGACAGAAACAUAUACGAGGGCGCAUGCACCAGGGCGGGAAGAGAAGGCAGGAGCGAAGAAAAGUGCAGAGAAAAUGGCCCAAGCGCCUCACGCGCAUAGACGGAGAGGAAGCCGGCGACGAGGUUCGGAUUCUGGAGAGUUGAGAUUCGUACGUACUGCGUACACGGGCGGCGGCCCACUUUUGCCUUUCCUCUAUUCAUGCCGCGUGGUCCCAAUAGCCAGCCAGCCCUCUCUUGCGUGGCUCUUGCUACCUAGAAGUCGAAUCUGCUUUGUCCGCUGGUGGUGGUGACAAGCUGCGCUUGCACUUUGAAGUUGGAAAAUAGGAGCGGAAGAAGGAUAUAAACCAAUACAGGAACU
Cladophialophora immunda is the source of this 4513-nucleotide messenger RNA. RefSeq lists its product as uncharacterized. Gene Ontology annotation, molecular function: ATP hydrolysis activity; ATP binding. Lineage: Eukaryota; Fungi; Ascomycota; Eurotiomycetes; Chaetothyriales; Herpotrichiellaceae. The transcript has 2 exons. Gene Ontology annotation, cellular component: peroxisomal membrane; peroxisome; cytosol. Gene Ontology annotation, biological process: protein import into peroxisome matrix. The record is from RefSeq and is a predicted model, not a curated record. The coding region runs from base 182 to 3931 and encodes 1249 amino acids.